This is a messenger RNA of Cuscuta europaea, 3398 nucleotides long. Lineage: Eukaryota; Viridiplantae; Streptophyta; Magnoliopsida; Solanales; Convolvulaceae. The record is from the annotation of a GenBank genome assembly.
UUUAGAUUGAACAAGAAAUUCUUUACUGAACCCAAAUGGUUGUUUAAGACUUAUAGUAUAGCUCCAAAAUUAGGCUUGGGAGUUGGGACUUACAAUGGUAAAACCUGAGAAAGAAGGAAAACAAGUUAGAAAAAUCCAAGAAAGAAAGGAAGGCUUGGUACAGGAGACUGGGGAGACGGAACAAAGAAGAAGAAAAAGCAGAUGGGGCGAAGAAAAUCAAGGCAGAGAGAAAGGACGAAAGAAGAAAAGAAAAAAGAGUUUUUUUAAAUACGUGGUCGCCACAUGAGCAGUAUGACCGGAUCUAUCAAACCAAAGCCGUUCAUGGUUCAUAAUAAUUCAACCAAAGAAGUCCAACAAGACUGUUCCGUUGGGCAGUAAUUACAAAAAAACAUACAGAGUAAGCCAUAACACUCAAACUUCACAUUUUUUACUCUUAUUUAUCUUUUUGAUAUGAUGAAGAGACCGUCACAGAUUCUCUCAUUUUGCGAACAGAGCCUGUAGAGCACCUUGGCCGUGGAUCUGUGGCUGUGAUAGAGUUUGGCUGUAAUUUCAAUAAAUGAGUCAUGUUUUGCCGGCGGAAAAGUUUGCUCUCCAUAUUCUUGGUUGGAGUCCACCGAUUUGGUCCAUCUUAUCCAUUAAACCAACUGGUUCUACCUCAAUACUUCACUAAUCAUUUCAUAGCUCCCCAGUCACCAUCAAUACUGGACGAUGAUUCAUCGUGGCCUUUCAGGUCAGGCUUUCCUACCUUUGGAGUCAUUUCUUCCUCUUUUACUUCCUUGAGCAACAAACAAUGGGAUGUCCCUUAUUUGGACAAUAAAAAUGGCGAUACCAAAUAUGAAGAUUGUAGUGAUAGUGAUGAAGACAAUGGUGGACCUAUAGUCCACGGAAGCCAAAAUUAUUUGACUGGAAGUCUCGAAAGAAUCAUGGGUAUUUUACAAAAUCCAGGGGUAAAUGCGUCUCAAGUGAAUAAGCAGCUUGAGGAAUGUCAUGUAAAGGUUGUGCCUGAGCUAGUAUCAGAUGUCAUUUCUAGGGUUCGUAAUGACUGGGAAUUGGCAUUCACAUUUUUUCUUUGGGCUGGGAAGCAACCAGGCUACGCACAUUCUGUACGUGAGUUCCACUCCAUGAUUGCUAUACUUGGGAAAAUGAGGAAGUUUGACACGGCAUGGGCAUUAAUUGAUGAGAUGAGGGGUGGGAGGAACGGGCCGUCUCUAGUUACUCCACAGACACUCUUGAUCAUGAUAAGGAAAUAUUGUGCUGUUCAUGAGGUUGGAAAAGCUAUCAGUACAUUGUAUGCACAUAAGCGGUUUAACUUUGAAAUAGGAACGGAGGAAUUCCAGAACUUCCUCUCUGCCCUUUGUAGGUACAAGAAUGUAAAUGAUGCUGAACACUUGCUGUUUGCGAACAAGGAAGUGUAUGGUUUGAACACCAAGAGUUUCAAUAUCAUUCUCAAUGGAUGGUGUAAUAUUGUUGGUGACCUUCGUGAAGGGAAGAGAAUUUGGAAGCUGAUGAAGGAGAUGGGGAUUCCCCGUGAUGUUUUCUCAUAUUCCAGCAUCAUGACUAGCUAUUCAAAGUCUACUAAUCUCAAUGGAGUGCUCAAGCUUUUUGACCAAAUGAAAGGACAUGGUAUUAGCCCUGAUAGGAAAGUAUACAAUGCAGUAAUUCAUGCUCUUGCUAAGGGAAAGCUGAUGAAAGAAGCUCGGAAUGUAAUGAAGACGAUGGAAGAGAAGGGUAUAUCUCUUGAUGUGGUCACUUACAACUCAUUGAUCAUGCCCAUUUGUAAGCACCGUCUGUCAUGUGAAGCCAAGGAGAUAUUUGAUGAGAUGACACAACGAGGCAUAACCCCGACUGUACGAACUUACCAUGCUUUCUUUCGAAUCAUGAGGACAGAAGAAGAAGUUUUUGAACUCUUGCAUAACAUGCAUGUAAUGGGCUGUCAGCCAACACAUGACACAUACAUCAUGCUGAUUAGGAAAUUAUGCCGUUGGCGACAAAUUGAUAGUGUUUUCAGAUUGUGGACUGAUAUGAUCAAAAAUGGACUUGAUCCUGACCGAAGCUCUUACAUUGUACUGAUACAUGGACUCUUUCUGAACGGAAGGCUUGAGGAUGCAAACAGUUACUAUUCGGAGAUGAAAGAGAAAGAUUUAUUACCAGAACCAAAGAUAGAAGAAAUGCUUCAGGCUUGGGCUGCUAGUAAGCAAGCAGCAGGGCUAUUGGUGACAAGUUCAGAGGAGAACAAAGGGUGUUUUAGUAACCCACUAAACAAAAUUAGAACAAAACCCAAAAAAAGUGGUAGAGGAAAGGAUUUUUUCCGACAACCUGAAAGUAGAGCAGUCACAAGAGAACAUGGCUUUUCUUUUUGGGAUGAAUAGCAUGAUUGCUUUUUGAAACUUUUCUGGCAUGUUCAUUUGGAUGGGAAUUUUCUGGCCAGUAGCCGUGAAUACAGCUGCAGCAGUGCAAAUCCCGCAGGUAUUGUGAUGGAAAAGUUGCCAACAUAGACAAACAACAAACGAGCAAAUAGACUAUUCCUUCACUUCUUCAUAUAUCAGGCUUACAAGUAAUACAUAUGACAUUACUUUCAAACCAAACUAGGGUCGUGUUCCAUCAGAUGAAGACAUUUAGAAACUGGUUGCAAUGUGUUUUGAUAAGGUAAGCAUCUCAAUCCUAUUGCUCUCUUGUGGUUGGUGUCAUUUUUCCCGGACACAAGUUGAGGUUGCUCUAGAAGCUGCUGAUGGAGAUUUGAAUGUUGCCGUGGAGGUUCUGAUGACCCGACCCAUAAGGUAGAUAUGAAUAGUUUCCGUGACAAGGCUGACUGAAUCAAAGACGUUAAGUGAUGUCUUCUAAAACCUAUAAAGGCCAUUAUGAGUGAUGAUAUUCCAGUACCCUCUUCGUUGUGUAUAUAAGAUUCUUAAUUGAGAGAGGCAUAUUUAGGUUGGGUAUUCCUUCGUCAUAUAUCUCAGCAACAUGGUGAUUUGUCUCUAAUUGACAUGUUUGGCUCCACGCCUCCCAGAUAACAUACUGGAGCUUUUGGACCAUAUCAAAUCAGGUGUACCAAUGUACAAAAACUUGCCUUGUGGCCACACACUCAAAAGACCAAUUCCUCUUGCCUUGACUUUUGAAAUGGUUCCAAUUUUUUUGUCAUAUGAACACUUUCUCCAAUACAAAGUUGUCCUGCCUCUAAUAUGAAAGAGUGCUACCCAUUAAUAAUAUGGUGCUUUUGUUUAGUUGUAAGAGUACCAGGGAAGAUUUGAGGUAUCAUGCCUAGCAGAUUAUCCAAUCCGAUUAUGACUUGUUAUGCCGAAUUUGUAUGAUCAUUUUACAAACACAAGAUGGGUUGAAGGAGAUUUUGUUUGCUAUUAACAACAAUGAGAAUACAAGCUAGUCCUAAAAUACACAUUUAG